Messenger RNA from Wallemia ichthyophaga EXF-994, 984 nucleotides. RefSeq names its product Exosome complex component rrp4. The transcript has 2 exons. Gene Ontology annotation, cellular component: nuclear exosome (RNase complex); cytoplasmic exosome (RNase complex). Gene Ontology annotation, biological process: poly(A)-dependent snoRNA 3'-end processing; CUT catabolic process; U4 snRNA 3'-end processing. Gene Ontology annotation, molecular function: RNA binding. Bases 1 to 984 code for a protein of 327 amino acids. The record is from RefSeq and is a predicted model, not a curated record. Lineage: Eukaryota; Fungi; Basidiomycota; Wallemiomycetes; Wallemiales; Wallemiaceae.
AUGCCUUUCAAUUUGGCGCACAACACGCACAUAGAGACACUGCAGCCAGCGGACAGAGAAGAAGUCAAUGACGCAGACGCUGAUAUAGAAAUGGACGACGAUGAUUCUUUCCCGCGUUCCAAACUCACUUCUCCGGGCGAUGUGAUUGCGUCGUCGUCGGCAUACAUGCACGGACACGGCACAUAUGUUCACAACGAUAACAUCGUUUCCAACAUGUUCGGCACAGUAGAGCGUGUCAACAAACUCGUUUCUGUACGUCCACUAAAACACAAGUAUAUUCCUCAAGUCGGUGAUCUCGUUAUUGGCCGUAUCGUUGAAGUUCAAGCUAAGCGUUGGAAAGUUGACAUCCACUCCUCCUCAGAUGCUGUCCUUAUGCUCUCCUCUAUCAACUUGCCUGGUGGUGUACAGAGACGUAAAUUGGAAUCGGAUGAGUUGCAAAUGCGCAAUUUCUUCACUGAGGGUGACUUGUGCGUCGCUGAAGUUCAGUCCUUCUUUCAUGAUGGAAGCGUUUCGUUGCACACGCGUAGUUUGAAAUACGGUAAACUGCGUAAUGGAACUCUAGCUACUGUCCCGCCAAAUCUCAUGAGACGGCUCAAAUCUCAUUUCUACACACUACCUGUCAAUGUUGACCUUAUUAUUGGCUUGAAUGGCUCUAUCUGGGUGAGCAUGCACGACGACGUCAGUCAGGACCUCAACCUCAACGAUGAUAAUCAGGGUUUCGAUAGUGAGGGCGUGUAUAAUGACACCAACGACUCUAUCGACUCUCAGACUCGCGAAUCUAUCAAUCGCACUGCUAUCGUUAUAGACAUACUCGCUAGCCAUAGAGUUCCCCUUACUGACACACUCAUUGCUACUGCUUAUGAUGUGGCUCUCGAUCUAGAGCAAGAUAAUGGUAUUAGGUUUCUCUCCAGUAAUGAGGAUGUUCAGGAUGAAUUGGUACACUGCGCACUCCAAGUCGAGGAGAGUGCUAUGGAUAAUGCAUAA